Molecule: messenger RNA, 573 nt
Organism: Didymodactylos carnosus
Lineage: Eukaryota; Metazoa; Rotifera; Eurotatoria; Philodinida; Philodinidae
Source: the annotation of a GenBank genome assembly
AUGAAUAUAAUUAACGGAAUAAUACAAAUCAAACCAUAUUGUAAACGUACCAAGUUCGGUUUUAACAUUGCCAAUUAUCCGGAUUUGAACGCUGGUCUUGUUUUUAAUGAAAAGAAGAAAGAAUGUGAUUAUCAAUCGGAUGCAAAUGGUGACUACGGUACACAAUGCAUAACACCAAGGACUUUUCUAAGAGCAAAACCAAAAGCUGAACAGGGUACAGUAUUGUUUGAAGGUGCUGAUGCUACUGGACAGUUUUCGACACGAUUUGAUUGUUCAAAUAAAGAUCAACAGAAUAUGUUUGCUGAUUUUGAUUGGUGUAAUAUCUACUAUGUAUGCAUUGGAUAUCGCGAUAAUAUAUUUUUGUGUCCACUUGGUACACUAUUUAAUGAUACAAAACAAGGAUGCUUUGAUCGUUUAAACGGGAAAAAUUGUGAUUGUACAAAUAGUUACUAUAAACCGUCGAUUAAACGUCAUAAACGAACACGUAGUAGCACUAUAAAUAUGCCAUUCAAAUUAUCAAUUGGUGAAGAUAGCGAAAGAGAUUCGACGAUGCCAGAAUUCAUUGAUAAUUAG